AUGGCUCUGGCAGUGAGUCUGAACAAAAUGAAAUACGCACAUCUCGCUCACAACAGUCUUAGGCAGUUGGACAGAUCACUUCUACCUCUUCGAUGUCACACAAUCUAUCACAAUGUCGGAUCGUGAUUCAAAAGGCCGUUGCGACUGGUGCCAAGGUAGUGUCUCCCCUCUGUCCCCGUAGAAGACGAACACUCAACGCACUGAAGGAAGGCUGUCUUUUUGCCUGAAGCGAGCGACUACAUCGGAGGCUCUCUAGAGGAAAGCGUAUCAUUAUGCAAGCCAGCAAGCCAGUCUCCUUUCGUUCUUGGCCUACAAGAAGACGCAAAGAAACAUUCCUUGCCCAUUUCGGUUGGAAUUCACGAACCAAGCGAUGACCCAGCGAGCAAGCGCAUCAAGAAUACCCUGGUCUGGAUCAACGAGAAAGGCGAAAUAGCCCAGCGGUAUCAGAAGUUGCACCUCUUCGACUUGGAGAUCCCGAAUGGGCCCAUCAUGAGGGAGAGUAAGACUACUGAACCUGGACGUGAGAUUCUGCGACCUUUCGAGACUGCCGUUGGGAAGCUUGGCUCGAUGAUAUGCUUUGACCUGAGAUUUCCGGAGAUAGCUUUGGCUCUCAAGCGGCAAGGCGCUGAUAUCCUACUCUAUCCUUCAGCGUUUACUGUGCCAACUGGCAAAGCACAUUGGUUGUCUCUAUUGCGUGCGAGAGCGAUCGAAUGUGAAACGUACGUAAUCGCGGCCGCCCAAGUGGGCAAUCACAAUGAGAAGCGAGUGAGCUAUGGACACAGCAUUGUGAUUGAUCCUUGGGGCGAAGUGGUUGCUGAGCUGGGCGGAGAGAAGAAAGAAGAGCCGGAAGUUAUCCUGGCGGAAAUUGAUUUUGGGAAGCUCGAGCGAAUCAGGACGCAAAUGCCAUUACUGAGGCGCACGUGAGUACUCUCGACACAAACUGUUGCUGUCAUCAAAAUGCUGAGCACCUCGCAGCGACGUGUACCCUGAGAUCUAA
Lecanosticta acicola is the source of this 997-nucleotide messenger RNA. Lineage: Eukaryota; Fungi; Ascomycota; Dothideomycetes; Mycosphaerellales; Mycosphaerellaceae. The record is from the annotation of a GenBank genome assembly.